Molecule: messenger RNA, 1480 nt
Organism: Impatiens glandulifera
Lineage: Eukaryota; Viridiplantae; Streptophyta; Magnoliopsida; Ericales; Balsaminaceae
Product: cucurbitadienol 11-hydroxylase-like
Exons: 8
Coding region: 1-1461 (486 amino acids)
Biological process (GO): sterol metabolic process
Molecular function (GO): oxidoreductase activity, acting on paired donors, with incorporation or reduction of molecular oxygen; iron ion binding; heme binding
Source: RefSeq, a predicted model, not a curated record
AUGUUGGCUAUUAGCUUUGGUAUUGUGGUAGCUUUGGCUACAAUAUUUACAUGCCAUUGGAUUAAAAAAUGGAGGAAUCCAAAGUGUCCGAACAAUGGAACCCUUCCUCCCGGCUCCAUGGGCUUCCCUAUUAUCGGGGAAACCCUUAAUUUGCUCGUCCCGAGUCACUCCAUUGACGUCCACUCCUUUGUAAAAAAGAGAAUCAACAAAUAUGGUUCGAUUUUCAAGACAAACUUGGCUAACCGGCCCAUUGUGGUUUCGUCUGACCCUGAGGUCAACCAAUUCAUCCUCCAACAAGAGGGUGGCUCGGUCGAGCUCUACUACAUGGACAACUUCUCUAAGUUGUUCGGACAAUCCGAUGAUCCUAGGGCUAGGAUUAACCCUGUUGGUUCGAUUCAUAGAUAUGUAAGGAGUUUAAAUCUUUCCAACUUUGGUAUUGAAGUCCUAAAAAACGGUCUAGUUCCCCAACUCCAUCGCAAUAUUCAUAGGAGACUUCGUGAUUGGACACUUUCUCCAUCUCUCGAAAUCAAAAAGUCUAUCUCAUCGAUGAUAUUUGACAUUGUAGCCAAUCAUAUGUUUGGAUAUGACUAUGAUAAUUCCUCCAAUGAUAUAAGUGACAAAUUGACUUGCAUAAUUAAGGCUAUAGCCUCCUUCCCUUUGAACUUCCCUGGCACAACCCUCUACAAAUCCUUAAAGGCGAAAAAUAACCUGAAAGACAUGAUAAAAGACGAGAUAAAUCGUAGGUGUCGAAAUCAAACUUCCCCACGAGGAGACCUUCUCGAUCAAGCCAUAAAAGACAGCAAGGAAAAGAACGAUCUUAUGUUCUUAACGGAUGAUUUCAUUUCGCAUACCGUAUUCGGAUCACUAUUUGCGAGCUUCGAGUCAAUUUCAACGUUGUUGACUCUUUGUUUUAAAAUACUCUCCGAUUAUCCUUUAGUGUAUGAUCAACUCGCGAUAGAGCAUGAGGAAAUUGUUGAAAGAAGAGAGGAAGGUCAUAAAGAGGAUCCACUCUCUUGGGAUGAAUACAAAUCAUUGACAUACACAAUUUGGGUUAUUAAUGAAACUUUAAGACUGUCAAGUGUUUCCCCUGGCCUACUAAGAAGGACUACUAAAGAUAUUCAAGUAAAAGGUUAUACAAUUCCAGCAAAUUGGAUUGUCGUGAUAGCUGUUGCGUCACAACAUCUAAAUCCCGACACAUUUGAUGAUCCACUCGCAUUCAAUCCCUAUCGAUGGAAGAACAUUGAUGGAAAUGUUGUGUCAAAGAAUUUCAUGCCUUUUGGAAGAGGAAUAAGACAAUGUGCUGGUGCAGAGUUUAGCAAAGCAUUCAUGGCUACUUUCCUUCAUGUUUUAGUCACCAACUUUAAGUGGACAAAGACCAAGGGUGGUGAGAAUGUCAAGAGAACACCAUUACUCAACUUUGGAGAUGGCAUUCAUAUCAAGAUUUCUGAGAAAAAUAUAUAGAUGAACUUGUUUAAUAUUG